Linum trigynum is the source of this 2187-nucleotide messenger RNA. The record is from the annotation of a GenBank genome assembly. NCBI's taxonomy places the organism in Eukaryota, Viridiplantae, Streptophyta, Magnoliopsida, Malpighiales, Linaceae.
UAGCCUCUUAGGAAUCUAGGUAUCCGUUCUGGGUUGGAAUUGGGUCUGCCAAUUAGAUUAUUCGUGCUGAUCGAUCAGUUUCGAACAUGAAGGAUGGCAAAAGAAGGCGAGAUGUGUUAGGAGCCGGUAGACUGAGUGAUCUUACGGACGGUAUUUUGCACCACAUUCUCUCCUUCCUGGACACUGAAUAUGUUGUUCGAAGCAGCAUUUUGUCACGGAUGUGGAGAUGGGUCUGGAAAGACAUCCCUGUCCUGACUUUCCACGGACGCUCGUGUAGGGCUAAGCUGUAGCAGCACUGUUUUGAAGGGCAUGUGGACCAAACACUAUCCCAUCGGUUUGACUGUAAUGUUCGUAGGAUUAGCAUCUUCUUUGACUUUCAAUCACAUGUGAUUCCAUUUCUCAGAGUCAUGAAAUAUGUUGCCGCUCAUCGUGUUCAACAGCUAUAUGUGCUUCAUAAGGAAGGAGACGAUUAUUUCCGCAUUUUAACUAAAGAUGUUGCCUUAAUCUCUAAUUGUUUUCGAGCACUGAAAGUUCUUGAAUUACAGUGGGCGGUUCUAGACAAGAGUGCACUUGAGUUUUGGUCUCAUUUGUAACUGCUCAAGACUCUGACUUUACGUGACUGCGAGGUUGACUUUGGUAGCUUGGAUGACCUGCCUAACCCUUUUGCUACUUUUUCCAGAUUGGAAAACCUGAAACUAUUCGAUUGCUUUUCACCUGAUUGUGGAUUGAGAAUAUAUGGACUCCACUUUCUUACUUUGGAGAUAUAUUGGGCAGCAUGCCCCACCUUGGAAAUUUUUGCUCCUAAACUUGUAUCGUUCUACUUCCGGGAAGAACUUAUUUUCGUAUUUUUUCACCACAAGUCUCCAAAAUGAACAUUCCUUUGGUUAAUCAUGCAACAAUCAUCAUGUCGGGUACAAGGAUCUAUUUCACAAGAGUGUCUAUGAUGAUGAUCAUAAGUAACUGGUUUUCAAGCAGUGCGCAAACUUGUUCCAUAGUUUGCAUAAUGUGAAGUCCCUCUCCUUGCACAUCGAUACCAUUGAGGUAUGUUAUCUGCGAUCCCUAAUAGUAUGAGAUGAGCAUAAUCCUACCAAAUAUUACAAUAAUUUAUGAUACAAUUCAUGCAUGGUGCAAGAUAUUUACCAUUUCAAUCCCUUUACAGUAUACAUACGAGAUUUGUUUUGGUACAAAAUUGAGAAGCCUUUCUGUUUAUGUCAUUCUGCCUUGGUUCUACUCCCCAGUUGUUGAUUCGGGCUUAUGAAUUGGUGAAACAUCAACCUUCACCCUUUAAGCAGCUGAAGUCCUUAUGUUUGAUGUAUGCCGAAGGAUCUUCUCUCUUACCUUACCAAGUGAUCCGUUACUUUCUCAAAGGCUCUAUCUCCUAAUCUAGAAAAUGCAUUUGUGAUGCUUGAAAGGGUAUGUGGAUAACGCUCAACUCUAUUUCAUCUUCGGUUUUGAAUAGAAUUGGAUUUAUACAAUCACACACAAGUUAGGUGUGAGGGAUAAUGACACAUUUGUGGCACUAGAAAAUUGAACUAAAUAAUGUGUUCACCCAUUAACUUCACCUUCAGACUUAAAGUUUCAUUAUUUUUCCCCAUCAUUUCAUUUAUAUCCAAGAACACCCAUGUUUAUGCGUGUACGCUGUGUAGUCAUAUUGGCAUCAAUCUCUGAGAUAACUGGAUAAUUAUACAUUUUCUCGUGUUUAUGCAGAGGCCAAUUCCAAGCCGUCCAUAUCCAUGAUCACUUCAUGAUUGCCAGUGCUAAUUCUGUUAUCAUAUGAGUCUUUUUUUACCUUUGCAAUUGCCUGUUGCAACUACAACGACUUCAUAUGAAUGUCUAGAUUAGUGUGUUUUAGAAUAUGUUGCUUCCUUGAUAAGAUAAACGUGUCUCGGUUGAGAAGCUAAGUUAUUAAGGCACACUGUUCUACUGCGGGUCCUAAAGUCAGUUCGGGGUAAAAAGAUGAUUUGUUAGACUUAAUUCACUUGAUAUAUGGUUUACUUUGUGUGGCCUGACUCACCUUCUAGAGUCGGUCAUUUGUGGCAUCAGAUGUCAUCUUAAAUGUAGUUUGUUUUUCCUGUGUUAAUGUAGAGGCCCUUUCCAAAUUAUCCAUGUUAUUGCGCACUUCUUCAACCUUCCAAGAUCUGGAAUCUUGGUAGAUCUCUGCAUUUGUAAUGAAAGUAGAGGAAUGGA